Ixodes scapularis (black-legged tick) is the source of this 3556-nucleotide messenger RNA. RefSeq names its product protein argonaute-2. Gene Ontology annotation, molecular function: protein binding; RNA binding. Bases 198 to 3164 code for a protein of 988 amino acids. The record is from RefSeq and is a predicted model, not a curated record. NCBI's taxonomy places the organism in Eukaryota, Metazoa, Arthropoda, Arachnida, Ixodida, Ixodidae. The transcript is spliced from 4 exons.
CGGCGUACGCAGACGCCGCGGAUGUCGGCUGUCGACGACCCAUUUGUAUAGUUUCGAUAUCAGUCGACUACUUCUCACACCCAGUCAAGGUUCGCCGACAGCUCGUCUCAUGCCUUUGGGUGUUCACUGCUCUCGGUUGUGAACAUAUAUCUUUUACAAGUGACAAAAACGUCGCCACUCGGAAGAGUAAAGCAGUGAUGACUAAUAGGCGAAGAUCGAAGAAUAAAGGCCGGAAGAAUAUUGGCAGCCGCGGUGAUCAGCCGUCGAGUUCGCUUGACGUCUCAGCGCUUGAGGAAAGCCUUCCGAACACACCAGAGUCUUCGACGGCACUUGCGAAUCACGGAAACGUGCAACCGCAGGCGGGGACCAGUGGUGACGCUGCACCCGCAAGUUAUGGCGAGCGCAAAGAGCAGCUGGCGGGAAGGAGGUUUAGGCCACAAGGAAUGCCAGAAGCAGUUUCACAUCCGCAUUCACGCAAUGAUAAUAAAGAACCGGUCCCCUCAACGAGUCCUCAGACUCCCCACGUAGACAAGCAACCGGGCCCUGGUGCAGAGACUUCGACAACAAGCGUCUGCAGUAAGGCUCUUGUACCUUCGACCGCGUCGUCGGAGGUACAACUACCUCCGCGUCCCAACUAUGGCACCGAUGGACGUUGCAUCCUACUUGUGUCGAACUACUUCAACAUGACACUGCCCGACGGGCAGCUUUAUCACUACGACGUGGAGAUCAGCAAGAUUGGAGUGGAACGCCAAAAAGAUCCCAGGAAGCUGGGCAUUAAAUCCAAGUAUCGGUGUCUCAACACCAAGGUGAAUCGCGCCAUUGUAGCACGUUUAGUCAAGCCUCGUGGUGGAAUUUUUGACGGAGCAAUUCCAGCUUUUGACGGUCGCAAGAGUAUGUAUUUCCGUACCAAACUUCCACAAGACAGCUAUGAAGUGACUGUCCCCUUUGAAGAAGAUGGUACAUCCAAGGAUUACAGCGUUGCCAUCCAGUUUGUAAGCAUUCUGUCAAUGAGUGCCAUCAACAAAGUCUACGAAGGUGGCAGUCGGGAAGGUGCACUUGCGGUCUUGCAGGCUAUACACUGUAUUCUCAAGCAUAGUCCAGCCAUGACAUACACUCCAGUCGGCAGGUCGUUUUUCAAGAAGCCAGAAAUGAGGAUGGUACCGGAACUGGGAGGAGGUAAAGAGGUCUGGUUUGGCUUCACUCCGACCGUGCACCUGUGUCAAUGGAAACCCAUGCUGAACCUCAACGUUACGGCAACAACCUUCUACAAGGCUGGCCCGCUAAUCGACUUUAUUGGCCAGGUACUUAAUGACAAAGACUAUGUGAACAAGCUGGAAGGAGAAGCCCUGGAUAUUCAGAAAAUCAAAAAGCUGAAUAGGAUACUUCCCAACAUGAAGGUUAGGGUCACCCAUCUAUCGUUCAAGCCCAAGCCCAAGGUCCUUGCGGUCACGACUUCCCCGGCGUCUAAAAUCGAGUUUAAGGACGAAGAGGGACGACGGACAACAGUCGCCGCAUAUUUCAAGAAGAAGUACAGGCCCCUCAGGUACCCCAACCUUCCCUGCAUCCAGUGCGGGACAGAUGAGAAGCCCAAGUACUUCCCAGUCGAAGUCUGCGAAAUCCCAGAGAAUUUCCACUCCAAGACCAAACUCUCGAGGCAGGAGGCUCCUCAGAUGAUUAAGAUGACUGCCAUCCCACCAGCAGAGAGAUUCCAGAAGAUUGACAGGGACAUACAAGCAUUGACGGCGAACAAAAGCUCGGUGGCUUCUAGCUUCGGGAUAAACAUUGAUGUGAAGCCAUUGGAACUGGAGGGCAGAGUCCUGGAUCCUCCGCAGAUAGUCUUUCAGAGGAAUAUGAUAUGGCCGAAAGAUGGUCAGUGGGACAUGCGUUCCUCGAGGUUCCUGCAUCCCGCCAGUGUGGACAAAUGGGCAGUGCUCAGCUUCUCCUGUCAGCUGAUGGUGGACCUCCUGGACAGGUUUCUCCGGAAAUUCCAGGAUGUGGCAACCAAGCUGGGAAUGAAGGUUGAGAGACGAGGUGAAGUGUACAUAUUUAAGGAAGAGGACGUGCUGGGGACUGUCCUGAAGAGGAUGGCUGCCAGCUUCAAAUUUCUCCUGAUCAUCCUCAAUCCGGAGAUCGACAACCACAAUGCCAUAAAGCUGAUCUGCGAGAGGGACCUUGGCCUGGCAACCCAGUGCUGCAUGGAGAAAAAUGUCUACAACGUCGUCGAUAAAAUGUUGCACCAGCCACUGCCCGCGCUCUUGGUCAACCUGUGCCACAAGGUGAAUGCCAAAUGUGGGGGCGAUGCUAACACCAUCAGCAAGCGACCGGCCAUUUUCGAGGAACCUGUGAUAAUCCUUGGCGCAGACGUGAACCACCCUGCACCAAACCGCUCCAACCACCCCUCAUAUGCGGCUCUGGUAGGAAGCCUGGACAGCUGCCCCUCGAAGUACCACGCCAGUGUGCGCAUCCAGAGAACCUCCGCAAACAGCAACGAACGCGAGAUCAUCAAGGACCUGAAAGGAAUGGUUAAGGAAGCCCUGCGAGCUUUUUACAAAAAGACUCGGCAGAAGCCACGGAAGAUCAUCUUCUACAGGGAUGGCGUCAGCGAGGGCCAGUUUGCGGAGGUGCUCAACCACGAACUGCCGGCCCUGCGGCAGGCCUGCAAGGAGCUGGAGGAUGGCUACACGCCGGCCAUCGUGUUCAUCCUCGUUCAGAAGCGCCACAGCACAAGGUUCAUGCCCAAACACCAGCAGGACGGCGUUGGACGCUUCAACAACGUCCCUCCAGGGACGACGGUCGAUCGCAUAGUCACGCACCCGAAGGACUUCGACUUCUUCCUGUGCAGCCACGCCGGCAUCCAAGGCACGAGCCGCCCCACGCACUACUAUGUGCUGCACGACGACGUGGGCUUUCAGGCGGACGAGUUGCAGAGCCUGACCUUCUACUUGUGCCACACGUACGCCAGGUGCCCGAGGAGCGUCUCUAUCCCGGCGCCGGCCUACUACGCCCACUGGGUGGCGUUCAGGGCCAACCAGCAUGCCGUGUCUGCCCUCGGGGACGGACAGUCAUCAGACGGCGUGCAGGAGAUGAGCGAUGCUGACAUCCAGAAAUGUGUGGAUGCUGUCAGCGUCAAGGAGAGUCUGCGCAACAGCAUGUACUUUGUGUAGAGGAAGACUCACUUCUAUUUUUUAUUUUCCCCCAGAGUAUCAUUCACUAGGUAUUUUUAUGCUUCAAUUCUUUUUUGGCUGACGUAGUGCUUUGUUGAUUCCAUUGCACGUUUUCCAGGCCUUAAUUCUUCAAGGUCUUGUUUUAUUUUAUACUUAUAUUUGUUAUAACGUUUAGCUAGAUCUUAUCUAUAGAAGGUUUGUGCUUCAGUUUAUUUAUGAUAUACCUUCUAGGCCUAUACUGCACCAUUCUUUUUUUUAAGUGUGUGUGUGUGUAUAUAUAAUAUACACACACACAUGUAGACGAGACAUUCAUAUUCUAUUCCUUCCUUUUUGCCGCAACUUGCACUGUGUGUACUAUUUAUUUUUACCCAAUAAAGGUGAAGGGGAAAGUA